AUGCAUGCCCGCUUCUCCACUGCUCUGUUUGCAGUGACCUUCGUUUUCAGCUUUGUCUGCCUCACGAGUGCGGGUCAUUCCUCUGUAGAAGGCCAGACUAAAGGGAGCCCCACGACUCGUCGUGUCCGCCUCGCGAGUGUCGUUCCUGAGGAGAGGGGACUAUGGGAAUCUUUCUCCCAGUUAAUCCUACGAAAAAAUGUUGCCGCCAGCAUUCAUCCGGAGCCUCCUGCUAACUCGGCAGGGCAACUUGCCAAUGAAGCUGGGGUUGUCGAGAAUCCGAGAAGCGUGUUGUCGUUUUUUAGCGACGAAACCUGCAGCGUUCCACGUUACUACCUCAUCCUGGUGGCGCUGUUUUUUGGCAUGUUUGUGCUUGAGGGUCUAAGGAGGGUACGGGGCUAG
Molecule: messenger RNA, 399 nt
Organism: Peronospora matthiolae
Lineage: Eukaryota; Oomycota; Peronosporomycetes; Peronosporales; Peronosporaceae
Source: the annotation of a GenBank genome assembly